AAACCUCCAUCUGAUUUUCCAGUUUCACGAGUAUCAACAUCAUUUCAUUUCGUCGUUCUUUAUUAAAAAGUCUCUAAAUUUUCGGUGUCAUUUGAAUAAUUAAUGCGAUUUCAUUAAUUAUUACUUGCUGUUUUGAAAGCUAAAUUUUCGGUCGUCGAAAUGGUAGAAGUAGUUGAAGACGUUAUCAUGGAUUCCGAUGAUAGUGAGGAUAUCCUUCCCAAAACCUCGGAGGAAAUGGCUGAAUUGAAAAAGGAAAACGGGAAUCAACUUUUCAAAAUCAAACAAUAUCGAUCAGCUCUCUCUCUUUACUCUGAAGCUAUAAACCUUGCCCCUGAAGCUUCUGCCUACUAUGGCAACCGUGCUGCCUGCUACAUGAUGCUCAACCGUUACAGAGAGGCCAUGGAGGAUGCUAGAAAAAGCAUUCAACUGGAUCCUACUUUUGUUAAAGGCUAUACUCGUAUUGUUAAAUGUGCUCUAGCUCUGGGCGAUAUAGUUACAGCUGAGACAGCAGCCAAACAAGCUGAACUGCUUCAAGUUGGCUCAGUUGCCAACGAAUUAAGAACAAUAUUGACCCUGAAGCAACAUGAAGCUGAUGCUACUAAAGCUUACCACGCUAAAGACUUCCGAAAGGUGGUUUAUUGUAUGGACAGAUGUCUGGAUAUAUCUCCGGCUUGUGAAAAAUACAAACUCAUGAAAGCAGAGUGUUUGGCCUUUUUGGGACGUUACCAAGAAUCCCAGGAAAUCGCUAAUGACAUUUUACAUUUCAACAAGGGCAGUGCUGACGCCAUUUAUGUGAGAGGAUUAUGCUUGUACUGCGAAGACAACAUUGAUAAGGCUUUCAGCCAUUUUCAACAAGUAUUGAGACUUGCUCCUGAUCAUGCAAAAGCAAUGGAGCAAUACAAACGGGCCAAGCAAUUGAAAAAGAAAAAAGAAGAAGGCAACGAACUGUUCAAAGUGUGCAAGUUUCAAGAUGCUGUUAAAGUCUACACUGAAGCUUUAGAAAUUGAUCCUUUGAACAAAAAGACUAAUGCUAAAUUAUAUUUCAACAGAGCCACUGCCCUAUCCAGACUGAUUAAGUUAAGGGAAGCCAUUGCGGAUUGUACUGCAGCACUGAAAUUAGAUGAUACUUACCUAAAAGCUCUCUUGCGACGAGCCAAAUGUUACAUGGACACUGAAGACUUUGAAGAAGCUGUCAAGGAUUAUGAAAAAGCCGCAAAAAUGGAAAAAAGCCGCGAAAACAAAAGAUUGCUGCAAGAAGCCAAAUUGGCCCUGAAAAAAAGCAAACGAAAAGACUAUUAUAAAAUACUCGGCGUUGAGCGUAGCGCUACUGAAGAUGAUAUCAAGAAGGCUUACAGAAAACGCGCCUUGAUUCAUCAUCCCGAUAGGCACUCAAAUGCUAGUGAUGCGGAGAAAAAGGAACAAGAAAAGAAGUUCAAAGAGUUGGGCGAGGCUUAUGGGAUUUUGUCCGAUCCUAAAAAGAAAACGCGGUACGAUAGCGGUCAGGAUAUGGAAGAUUUUGAUGGUGGCAUGUCAGACAUAGAUCCAUCACACGUCUUCCAGACUUUUUUCACUGGCCCUGCAGGAAAUCCUGGUGAAUUUAGCUUUGGGAACUUGCCUAGUGGAUUUUCCUUCCAAUUUGGUUAAUUUACUUCUUCAUAAAGGUUGCACAUUCCAUACCAAAAUGAUUUUUUUUUGUCGUUUCUUAGUAGACUAUUAAUAUUGUGGAAUGUAUGUAGUUCACCCCCAAAUAUGAUAAGGAUAUUUUGAAUUUUGAUUUUAAUUAUUAUUAAUUGUAAAUAGGAAUUAAUUUGUUUAUUUUUAGGGUAAGUAUUGUUCUAUUUAUUUAUACAGGAUGAUUUUUGAUUGAAGGAUCAUCUGUGUAUUUUUCAACUGAUAGAUGUUUGGAAGUAUUAUAUUUAGCUACCAGCGUCCUUUCUUUCUUGGCGACUUUAACUGAAAUAUUAACUGCACAAUAUUAUAUUAUUAUAUUGCAAAAAUAUUGUAAUAUAGAUUUAGCAAUCAA
Messenger RNA from Ceutorhynchus assimilis (cabbage seed weevil), 2023 nucleotides. The record is from the annotation of a GenBank genome assembly. Lineage: Eukaryota; Metazoa; Arthropoda; Insecta; Coleoptera; Curculionidae.